Messenger RNA from Limulus polyphemus (Atlantic horseshoe crab), 4620 nucleotides. RefSeq names its product sodium/myo-inositol cotransporter-like. Lineage: Eukaryota; Metazoa; Arthropoda; Merostomata; Xiphosura; Limulidae. Gene Ontology annotation, biological process: transmembrane transport. Bases 128 to 2113 code for a protein of 661 amino acids. Gene Ontology annotation, molecular function: D-glucose:sodium symporter activity. The record is from RefSeq and is a predicted model, not a curated record. The transcript has 16 exons. Gene Ontology annotation, cellular component: plasma membrane.
UGUAUGGUUUACCAGUAGAACUUCCUUUUUUCUUGCAGUACGAGUCCCAGCGCACUUUAUCAGUUUUCUAUACAGAUAAUCCUGAAAACUGAAUUUUGAAGAAAAUAGAUCACAUUUGUACAUAAACAUGACUGAUGUGAAGCUGAAUUCGUGGGAUAUCCUUGUGGUGUGUCUGUACUUUGUAAUGGUAUUGGCUACUGGACUUUUUUCUAUGUGCAGAUCCAAUAGGGGAACAGUUAGUGGAUAUUUUCUUGCUGGACGAUUUAUGUUUUGGCUUCCAGUAGGAGCAUCAGUUUUUGCCAGCAAUAUCGGGAGUGAGCAUUUUAUUGGUUUGGCUGGAUCAGGUGCAGCUGCUGGGAUUGGAGUUGGAGCAUUUGAAAUUAAUGCUCUUAUUAUUCUGCAGUUCACAGGGUGGAUAUUCCUACCUGUUUUCCUUGCAUCUCGGGUAUGUACAUUGCCUGAAUUUAUGUCUAAAAGAUUUGGUGGACAAAGGAUUCGAACUUUCCUUGCGGUUUUGUCUCUUAUCUUGUACAUCUUCACUAAGAUAUCAGUAAAUCUCUAUUCUGGUGCAGUUUUUAUUCAGCAAGCCCUCAAGUGGAACUUGUAUCUCUCUGUAUUUCUGAUAUUGCUGAUGACAUCAAUCUGCACUGUGUCAGGAGGUCUAGCAGCUGUGAUAUAUACAGAUACCCUGCAGUUUUUUAUUAUGCUUAUUGGUGCUGGUAUAGUUGCUGCGAGAGCAUUUGUUGAAGUAGGUGGCUAUCAAGCACUCCAGUUCAAAUACAUGCAAGCUGUGCCUUCUAUCAUGAAAGAAAAUGUAACAUGUGGAUUGCCUAAAGAAAAUUCGUUACAAAUGCUACGUGCAAUUAAUGAUCCAGAGUUACCUUGGCUUGGGUUUGUUCUUGGCCAGACUCCUGCUUCAGUUUGGUAUUGGUGUGCUGAUCAGAUGAUGGUUCAGCGAUUACUUGCAGCAAAAUCAUUGUCUCAUGCUCAAGGGGCAACUAUUUUUGCUGGUUUUAUGAAGGUUUUUCCAUUAUUUUUCAUUGUCCUUCCAGGAAUGAUAAGUAGAGUCCUUUUUACAGAUCAGGUAGCUUGUGUUACAGCAGAAGAGUGCUACAAGUAUUGUGAAAAUGAUGUUGGAUGCUCUAAUAUAGCUUAUCCACUCUUGGUUUUGGAACUCAUGCCUUCUGGUUUGAGAGGAUUAAUGAUGGCAGUUAUGUUAGCAGCACUAAUGAGUGACCUGACCUCCAUAUUUAAUAGUGCAAGUACCCUCUUUACCAUUGACAUCUGGCCACAGGUCCGGAAGAAAGCAUCUGUUAAAGAGCUAAUGAUUGUUGGAAGGUCAUUUGUGAUUUUCAUGGUAGCUGUGAGCAUAGCUUGGAUCCCAGUUAUACAGAACAUGCAAAGUGGCCAACUUUUCAUUUACAUCCAAGCAGUAUCUGCAAAUCUUGCUCCUCCUGUUGCAUCUGUCUACGUCUGUGCAAUUCUGUGGAAGAGAAUGAAUGAGAAUGUGUGUGGAGCUUUUUGGGGCUUGAUAACAGGAUUUUUGACUGGUUUAAUUAGACUGGUCUUGGAUUCUGUUUACUCUGAACCAUCCUGUGGAGAAGAAGACACACGACCAGUCAUUUUAUCUGGCUUACAUUAUAUGUAUUUUGCUUUAAUUUUGUUUUGGCUAACUGCACUUGUGGCUGUGCUUGUCAGUGUAUGGACAGAGCCUCCUGAGGAUUUUAGGAUCAUAAGGACAACUUACUGGACACGAUUUGAUUCUAAUCCUCGUAAAGAUGACCUUGAAAACUUAGAAUUAAAGCGAGCUGAAAAUCUGAAAGAGAAAACUGAGAAAGAACACACUGAAGAUGCAGACCAAGAAGUCCAACAGAAAAAUAAAGAAAAGACAAUAUUAUCGUAUGUCACCAAUUUUUACAACUGGUUUUGUGGAUUUGACCAUUCCGCAAAAGGAGAGGAAAAGGAACUAGAACUUUAUAAACAUCUGAAGGAUGUAGCUUCCCUUAAACAAGGGUUUUGGGAAAAAAUUACACUAAAUUUCUUUUUGGCUUGUAUAGUAGGGUUUGCUGUAUUUAUUUGUGGUUUCUUUUCAGUACCAACAGUUAUUCAGUGAUAGCACACAUAAAAAAAUAUUCAUAAAGCAAGAAAAAACAACAUUGGUUUAAGUUUUGAUCUUAGUACCAGCUCAUAUUAAAGAUAAAAUGAUAGUGUAAUCUAUGUUAUUGAUACAUUACCAAAACGUGAGAAUCUUACGAAAAAACUUAAGGAUAUUCAUGGGUUUCAAGCAUUUUCUAGUUGUCUGGAAAUUAAUAUAUUCAUAUCAUAUAUUUCAGGUGUGUGAAUGAUUGGUACAGAAAAUGGUGCACUGUGUUCCAACACCAUAUGAGAAAAGCACUUCAUAAUGAAUAGGUGAAAACAUAACUAUGUGACAGAUGGCAGAGUUUAUGAUGUGUCACAGUAUUUUAAGCACAAAGCCUUCUUCAGGAUGUGUCAGAAGAUUAUAUAAGCACUAGGCUAUAAUAGAUAUGGUGUUGACUUGUCAACAAAUUCUUUAUUUACAUUUAUACUCAGCAGUGUUACAAAGUUGAGCAUGAUAUAGUGGUUAGUAUGUGUCACUGUGAAUCUGAGGGUUCAUGGUUUGCAUCCUGUUGACACAAAAUAAUGCUCUGCAUUUUGUAUGUUUAUACCAAAAUUAUUGGUCAAAUUCAACUAUUCAUUUAAGGGUAACACAAGAGUUGCUGAUUGGUGGUGUUGUCUUGCUGUCUUCUCUCUAAUGUAUCAGUUGUUUGUUUUGAUUUGGUGUGGAUGGGGGGAUGUAUCAUUUUAGAUUGUUUCUUUCUCUCUUGUUUUAAACUUUUCUGUAAUGGUUACUGCUUCAUCUAUUUUUGCUAUUUUUAAAUUGAAAAUAGCCCCCCUCCUAUUCAGGUGCAUAGUAGUAUGUCUGAGGGCUUAUAAUGGGAAAAACUGGGUUUCUAUACCAAUGGUGGAAAGAGUACAUGUACUCCAUUGUGUGGUUAUGUACUUAACAAAAGAGCAAAACAAUCAUAGCUCUUUUGUGACUCAGCAGUAAAUAUGAAGACUUAUAAUGCUAAAAUUUUGGGUAUGAUUCAAGUGGUAUGCACAGCACAGAUGGUCCAUUGUGCAACUUUUUGUUUAACAGCAAACAAAUUAAAAAAAUAGAUAUUGUAAUAUUAACUAUAUCUUAUUUCAGCCUGAAUCGGAAUAUUUCUUGUAUUAUAACCAACCCUAUUUAGAACAUCUUGUAACAACUUAGCAGAUGCAGUUAAUCUACAUUUAAUGCUAAUUAUGGAAUACAGGUAUAAUAUCAGAAUCUUCAUUAUUUUCAAUAUAAUAUUUAGUGUAAUAUAAUUUAGACAUUAUGAGUAUACCUGUAAACUUGUUUUUAAAAAAUUAACUAACUAAACAUAAGAGUAAGUUGUUUUUCAAAUGCUGCACAAUAGAACAUGUUUUGCUUUAUAUGGUAGCUCAAAAUUCCGAAGUUAUUAGUUUCAUAUUCAGUUUGUUCCUUUUUCUGAGUGAAAAUUAAAUCACCUUUUAACUGUUGAUUUUUAAUUAUUCAAUACAUAAUUUGAAAAAUAUACAGUCAAGAGAACAUAGUGAAAGACAUAUUGAUUCUUGAUAAUAUAUUUUAUAGCCAGAUGAAACUUUUAUUGAGAAAAGUAACAUGUUUUGUACCUUAAUCAUUUUAAAUCAAAAUGUAAUAACUUUUGGUACUAAAAAUAAAUCAAGUUUCAAACUUUGCCAUAAAUACAUAAUUUCAUUGGCUUCCUGAUCUUGGACCAGUAUAUUCUUUUAUGUUGCAAUUUAUAAACCAGUUUCAUUAUUUCAGAUCACUUUUAAUAAAAAAUCUAAGGAAAGUAUCACAGUUUUGAUGACAGUCAGUAACUUUACGUUAAAUACUGAUAAAAAAACAAAAGUCCAACAUAAUGUUAGAGAGGCAGGUUACCUUGUAUUUUAAGUGUAGUCUCAAGGGCCAUAACAUUGAUUUUAAAAAAUAUUAUGGUUUUAUUCAGGUAUAUUGGUAUUAAAUGCCAGAGUAAUACAGUAAGAUUAAAACUGAAAUAAUGGGUGACUUGAAAAUGUUAGUGAAAUAAAACUUGUAGCUUCUCAGUUCAUGGAAUGAGAGGAACGAACUUCAUGCAUACUUAUUUUAUGGAAUAUUUGAAUUGUCAUUUUAUGUACAAAACCACUUUGUUUAUUUGUAUUCAUCAGUUUAAUUGCAGUGAUUGAUGCAGGUUUCACUACAUGGCAUAGACAUGUUUCAGUGAUAGAUCAAUCACUUUUUUUAUACUUUUAGUGUGUUAUUUCCUGAAACUGUGUUCAACACUUAUGAAAAAUUGCUUUAUGGUUAUAAAAAGCUUUCAUUCUGGAUUAGGAUUUUUAAAUAUUUUUGUUAAUUUUUGUAGCACUAAUACAAAAAUUAAUUCAAAUAAAUUAUGCUUUUAAAAUCACUUUCAGAUAAAACUGUAAUAUCGUUUGUUGCAUAUUCAGAUAAUAAACACACUACAUAAAUAAGGUGGAAGAUAUAUACACAGCGUGGUCACAAGUAAAUAGACACUACCUUUUCAGAAAAAAUGAAAUUUUUCAGUCAUAUUCACA